This is a messenger RNA of Postia placenta MAD-698-R-SB12, 1572 nucleotides long. RefSeq lists its product as hypothetical. NCBI's taxonomy places the organism in Eukaryota, Fungi, Basidiomycota, Agaricomycetes, Polyporales, Adustoporiaceae. The transcript is spliced from 7 exons. Bases 1 to 1572 code for a protein of 523 amino acids. The record is from RefSeq and is a predicted model, not a curated record.
AUGGACGACGUGCCUGUAGAAAUCUGGUCUCGUAUAUUCACCUGGGCUUGUACAGACAACGGGACUACUGGUCGCUCCCUUUCGCAAGUAUCGAGAUACAUCCGCGAUGCGUCGAGUGCUGUUCGGCUGCGUAGCAUUGCUCUGAUCGGACUCGAACAGACGCGGCGCUUCGCGGAUCUGCUAGAAAGGACGCCACCCGAACUGCGUCGGGUUCGCUGCCUGUGCAUCUCGCACUGCGAUCCUCCAGCACCUUUCCAGCAGCCGUUGUAUUCCUCCGAGGAGAUAAAUUUGAUGCCGGUGGAGAAGCUUGCGGAGAUGUUCGUUCUCCGUCAAUACGAUCUGGCGAACAAGGACCACAUCGUCUGGAAGCUCAGGACAGCAGAAGGCCGGCCCGCACUUGUAUCGCAGUUGGCAACAGCUCGCAAGGGGGCGUUCGCAGCUGCUAUUUCGCACAUCCUCCAGCUCAUUGGAGCCAGCCUCGAGACCCUCACGUUACACAUGGGUGCAUACUAUCCUCAGGCCUUGCAUGACGUUUUCCUUCCGCGACUCUCCGAGCUUUCCGUCGUGGGAUCAUUCCUCUUGUCAAGCACACUCCUACAUUCCAAGACCCGGAAGGUUCAAGUUUUGCCUUCUUUGACGCACCUGCACCUCGUCGACUGCCCCGACUUUCUUGCCGCCUUUGGAGGCCAAGUUCCUCGGUUAACACAUCUACGCAUGACAGGAGUGACACAUCUGAUGUCUCGGGCUUGCAUUCCCCUCUCUGCGGCGUUGUCCGUACGACGAACGCUUCACUCGGACGAACCCCUCCAGGAUUCAGCAUUUCCCGAUAUUGAGCAGGUCAUCAUACAGCGUCCGAUUCACAUAAAACGCCCGGGAGGCUCCCGAUGGGCAACCGGGUUGCGAGAGUUGAUCGAAAGUGAGAAGGUUGUUGUGCUGAAGGCAGAUAGUGGUCAGCCGUCCUAUGGAUUUCCCGAAGCACAGCGUGACUGGCUGGAGAGGAACAUGGGCGAAGACGGCUGUUGGAAGAAUCUGGAUUGGCAGGAUACUUCUUGCUUUCCAUUUACCCCAGACGUUCCCGCGAACCUCCUGCAAUCCACGCACCUCGUGUAUCCAUGCCGUGGCCAGCAGCGUUUAUCUUGUCCCGGCGUCCAUGACCUUGAUGAACAGCUAUGUCCGGAUAUCGCCCUCGUGCAACAGCUGCGCGCAGGCGCCUCAGCACGAGGAGACUACGAUGAAAGUUUGCAUAUGGCGUAUCUGUCAAUGUUUCCUAUUGUUCUGGGGGGAGGCCCUGCAACGCCCGCAGUACGUCUCAUCGGCAUGGCGGGCUCAGAGCGCAUUGCGCAAUCCCAUGAGGCACAAUACUGUGGUCGACGAUCAUUCACGGGCAGAACUUGCCGGCAAGAGACGGUGACCAUCGCAAAAGCCUUCCCUGCAUCGUAUAAGCCUGUGCAAGGAACGACUAAACACAAAGAGAGCUAUGGUAUGACAACAGUGAGCAAUUAUACGCGACUGCGAUACCAACUAGAACGAGAACGAAGUAGGGUGAUGAAUAGCAAUGGAGAUGGUGAAUAA